Messenger RNA from Paramecium tetraurelia, 369 nucleotides. RefSeq lists its product as uncharacterized. The record is from RefSeq and is a predicted model, not a curated record. NCBI's taxonomy places the organism in Eukaryota, Ciliophora, Oligohymenophorea, Peniculida, Parameciidae. The transcript has a single exon.
AUGUCAGAGAAAUUGCCAAAGUUGAGCCAGAAAAAAGCUAGGUCUUAAUCAUUAUAUGAGAAUCAAGUUGCCACUAAAAAACUAAAGGAAUCAUUGUACAAUUUAUAAACAAGUCGUUAUGGUUAGAAGCCUUAAAAAAACCCUGUUAUAGAAUCGAUUGUUAGGGAAGCUGACUUAGUUCUGACAAAUUAACAUCUAAAGGAGAACUUAUUUAAGCUAAAGGAUCUAGGGUUGUUAAGGAAUUGUUAGCCCAGAAUACAGACCUAAUCGGGGUUGAAGAAGAAAGAUUUUAUAUUAAAUGAUUAUCAUAAUAAAAGCACAAUAAAUGGAUAUUCGAGGAAUUAUGGCGGAUUGUUUUAUAAUAGAUGA